This is a messenger RNA of Malania oleifera, 1705 nucleotides long. RefSeq lists its product as uncharacterized. The record is from RefSeq and is a predicted model, not a curated record. NCBI's taxonomy places the organism in Eukaryota, Viridiplantae, Streptophyta, Magnoliopsida, Santalales, Ximeniaceae. Gene Ontology annotation, cellular component: chloroplast. The transcript has 7 exons. The coding region runs from base 611 to 1396 and encodes 261 amino acids.
AAUUUUUAAUUUCCACAAAAUAAGUUGAAAAAAUUUUUAAAAAUAUUAAUUGCCGCUUCAAAUUCCCCUUUAAAAAUAAAAUAAAAUUCUGUAGAGGCUUUGGACAUGUGCUUCAAUGAUAUCCUCACCCCACGGAAACUAGAUGCCAUGGGCUUCCCGCUGCAAGGGUUUCGUCCGCUUCGCCAUUUUCACUAUCUUCGUUAUCGUUAUCAUUAUCAUCAUCUAGGGUUAGGGUUCGUGUUGGAUCGGUGAAGUGUCAGGCUGUCGGAGAAAGCUCUCAGAACUCUUUCGGUCGGGUGGUUUAUCAGGGAGCUUAUGGUCCUUGGAGUGUCGAACCCUCUGACGUUCGAGAGGAUCAGGGCUUGUGACUGCUGCUGUAUCGUCUGUGGCUGCUGGUUCAACUGCCUUUUUAUCUGAAGGUUCUUCAUUAAGAGAUAUAAUCAGGCAAAAUCUUGAUCUGUUUUAUACACUGGGAGCCCGUGGAUUAGGCUUAUCACUAUUUUUGAUUCCCAUCUAUGUAACUGAGAUUAAGCACACCCUUCAAGCAUUAUGGGCACUUGGUGUCGUUGGAUCCUUUGCGACAUAAGCAGGCCUCGCUCAACCAGCUGGAAUGAACUUGGUACAGUUUGUUGUUGAUAACCCCACAUGUGUGUGGUUUGUUGGUCCCCUAUUUGCGUCGCUGACUGGACUUGUCUUCAAGGAAGGACUUUGUUAUGGAAAGUUGGAAGCUGGUCUUCUUGCAUUCGUUAUACCCCCAAUUCUUUUGGGGCACCAGGUAAUAUUAUGCCGACCAGGGCUUGUGACUGCUGCUGUAUCGUUUGUGGCUGCUGCUUCAACUGCCUUUUUACCUGAAGGUUCUUCAUUAAGAGAUAUAAUCAAGCAAAAUCUUGAUCUGUUUUAUACACUGGGUGCCAGUGGAUUAGGCUUAUCACUAUUUUUGAUUCACAUCUAUGUAACUGAGAUUAAGCACACCCUUCAAGCAAUAUGGGCACUUGGUGUCGUUGGAUCCUUUGCGACAUAUGCAAGCCUCGCUCAACCAGCUGGCAUGAACUUGGUACAGUUUGUUGUUGAUAACCCCACAUGUGUGUGGUUUGUUGGUCCUGUAUUUGCGGAACUUACUGGACUUGUCUUCAAGGAAGGCCUUUGUUAUGGAAAGUUGGAAGCUGGUCUUCUUGCAUUCGUCAUACCCUCAUUUCUUUUGGGGCACCUGACUGGUGUAAUGGAUAAUGGUGUAGAACUUACGCUGCUGGGUCUGUGGAUGGUCCUCUUUGGGGUGUUUGCAGGAAGGAAGUUCACGCAGCCUAUUAAGGAUGACAUUGGUGAUAAAUAUGUCUUCAUAUUUAAUGCACUUCCGGAUGAGGAGAAAAAACCUUUGAUCGAGAAACUCGAGCAAUAGAAGUUCAAUCAGAAUCUUUAUUAGGAUUUUGUCAAUUCUCUCGGUUAUAUACAGAUGGAAGGUAUUCAUUGUAAACCCUCUUGGCAGCUCCUUUUUAUCAAGUUGGGUCUUCUUAUAUAUAUAUAUAUAUAUUAAAUAUGGGAUCAAGGAUAUUUGCUUUAUGCCUCUUGUAAAAAGAUAAGGUAAAACUACAUAGUACAGACCCAUUAUGGUCUGCCUCCUUCCUCGGAUCUUGCAUACGUGGGAGCUUUGUGCACCAUGCUGCCAUUUUUUAAAAUUUUGAAUAGAAGAUGAGGAUGGAGAUGAGGA